Cladophialophora immunda is the source of this 1149-nucleotide messenger RNA. RefSeq lists its product as uncharacterized. The transcript has a single exon. The record is from RefSeq and is a predicted model, not a curated record. Gene Ontology annotation, cellular component: nuclear body; RecQ family helicase-topoisomerase III complex. Lineage: Eukaryota; Fungi; Ascomycota; Eurotiomycetes; Chaetothyriales; Herpotrichiellaceae. The coding region runs from base 167 to 1030 and encodes 287 amino acids. Gene Ontology annotation, biological process: double-strand break repair via homologous recombination; resolution of meiotic recombination intermediates.
AACACUUGAUACUCGCGCGGUGACUGGGCAACUUCAACUCACCCUCCUCAUCGCCCCUCCUCCAGCAGCAGAUCCAUUUGACAUACUCCGUUCAUGAUAUGGUGCUAGCACCAGAGGCCCCUGAUGCGGCAAAAAUGAGUCUUGGUUCCUGAGUUGCCCCUUCCAGAUGCCAGCCAUGCAUCCGCUCCACAAUCAAGUCUCCUCGGCCCUGCAAACACGCCACAACAUCUCCGUCAACCCCCACUGGCUCGACACAUUCCUCACGUCGCGCGGCCCCAACCCGCCACCGCUCCCAGCCCUCAUAUCGACCGCGCACUUCCGCAUUCUCGCGAGCGACAUCACGACCACCGUCUCGCCGAGAGGCACGGCGGAAGCGUUCCCCGAAGGCAUUAGCGACGUGAAUGUCAAGGAGCGACGACUCGAGGGCACGGUGAUCGCCCAAGUCCUCGACGUUCUCGACGUGGGCAGUAGCAAGUGGAGCCAGGUCGAGGCCAUCGAGCGGGUCGAACGCGGCGAGGAGGUCCGCGGACGAGAAGUCAUCCGCACGGUCAAUGGCAUGGGUAAUGACAACAACGAGGGCGAUGCCGGCAGUGUCAACGCCACCGCGGCACCCCCUCCAGGCGGGGGCACAAUCGCUCCCUCGUCUACGACUUUGUCGUCCGCGGCCAAGAAACUCAGCGUCGGUCCCCACAAGCUCCUCCUCCAAGACGCGCGCGGCACCAAAGUGCUGGCCUUCGAGCUGGUCAAGAUUCCCAAGAUCGAGCUCUCUACUUCGGCGUCGGCGGCGCUCCCGCCUUCUGCUCGAAACCUCGGCACUGCAACACUGCCUGAGGACCCGGGAAUGUUCAUCGGAUGCAAACUACUUCUAAAGCCUGACACCGUCGUCCGGAGAGGCGUGAUCAUGUUGACCCCGGAUAGGUGUGUCGUGCUCGGCGGAAAGGUCGAGGCCUGGGACAAGAAAUGGAAGGAAGAGAGGAAACAAAGAUUAACCGCGUUGAUCGGGGAAGAAAAUGCCACUGGGAGUGGCUAAGAGAGGGACCGAACGAGGGAGAGAAUCAGGAAGAGAUGAGCGCCAUCAUCCUCAGCUGUUCAGUCGCAAUUGGGCUCCCACAGGUAUCUGUGUGUCUGCGCCUUGGGAAAAAGGAGGAG